CGGACAAGACAGACGCUGGGUCAGAUACAGCCCGUGGCGUCCGGGCCUGUUCGGCUGCUUGCCGCCUCUGCCACCAUCCCCGCCCCCGCUGCCGCCUACACCGGAGAGCUAGGCGAAGCGGGACGUGAGGUUCUUUGGCCCUGCCGGGUCCAGUGCGGCCCGGAGCCCCGGUGCCGGAGGUUCCCCAGGAAAUCAUCACACUCUCCUUCCCACUGUGGUUUUGGGAGCAUGAAGGCGUUGCUUACCCCCUAUGUCUGGUUCACUGUAUGUAGGCUGGGAGUGUCUGCUGACCGCUUGGAGUGCUGUCCCUUGGAAGAGGCGAAAUAAGAUUGAGGACCUCUGCAGUGGACCAUGAGUUGGUAAUGCCCACUGAGGACCUCUGGGAGCCAUGUCAGACGAAUCCGCCUCAGGGAGCGAUCCAGACCUGGACCCGGACGUGGAGCUGGAGGAUGCGGAAGAGGAGGAGGAGGAGGAGGAGGUGGCAGUGGAGGAGCACGACAGGGAUGAGGAGGAAGACAUGCUGGAUGACCCAUCCCUGGAAAGCAUGUGUGGCACUGAAAAUGUCCAGCUGGGGGAAGAUGGGCAGCAGCCACCACGGUGCACUUCAACUACCUCAUCUCAGUCUGAGCCUUCAGAGCAGCUUAGGUGCCACGAAGGCAAGAGCCUAGCCUCUGAGGACCCCAAAAAGAAGAGAGCUCAGAAGCCCUCUCACAUGAGGAGAAACAUACGGAAGCUACUACGUGAGGAUCAAUUGGAGCCAGUUACCAAAGCAGCACAGCAGGAAGAGUUGGAAAGAAGGAAGCGUCUGGAGCAGCAGAGGAAAGAUUAUGCAGCCCCCAUUCCCACCGUUCCCCUGGAGUUCCUCCCAGAGGAAAUUGUCUUAAGAGCAAGUGAUGGUCCCCAGGUGCCUUCUCGGGGCUUGACCCAGGAAGUCAUUUGUUUGGAUAGCAGCAGUGGCAGUGAGGAUGAAAAAAGCAGUCGAGAUGAGGUGAUUGAACUGAGCUCUGGAGAGGAAGACACUCUGCACAUUGUGGACAGCAGUGAAUCUGUCAGCGAGGAGGAUGAGGAAGAAGAGAAGGGUGGCACCCAUGUAAAUGAUGUCUUAAACCAGCGUGACACUCUUGGGCGGGUUCUUGUCAACCUGAACCACCCUCCAGAGGAGGAGAACGUCUUCCUGGCCCCACAGUUGGCACGGGUUGUGAAACCUCAUCAGAUUGGUGGAAUCCGCUUCUUGUAUGAUAACCUAGUGGAGUCCCUGGAGAGGUUUAAGACCAGUAGUGGCUUUGGCUGUAUACUGGCUCACAGCAUGGGUCUGGGGAAAACUUUGCAAGUGAUCUCCUUCAUCGAUGUCCUCUUCCGCCACACGCCAGCCAAAACAGUCCUUGCCAUUGUGCCGGUUAAUACUCUUCAGAAUUGGCUGGCAGAGUUCAACAUGUGGCUUCCAGCUCCUGAAGCCCUUCCAGCUGACAACAAGCCUGAAGAAGUCCAGCCUCGGUUCUUUAAAGUUCAUAUCUUGAACGAUGAACACAAGACAAUGGCAUCUCGUGCUAAAGUGAUGGCUGAUUGGGUAUCAGAAGGUGGGGUGCUGCUGAUGGGGUACGAAAUGUAUAGACUCCUCACUCUCAAGAAAUCCUUCACAACAGGUAGACCGAAGAAAACUAAAAAACGCUCUCACCCGGUCAUCAUUGAUCUGGAUGAGGAAGAUCGACAACAGGAGUUUCGGAGAGAGUUUGAGAAGGCCUUAUGCCGCCCUGGCCCUGAUGUGGUGAUCUGUGACGAGGGACACCGCAUCAAAAACUGCCAGGCCAGCACUUCACAGGCACUGAAGAACAUUCGCUCUCGCCGCCGGGUGGUGCUGACCGGGUACCCCCUGCAGAACAAUCUUAUUGAGUACUGGUGCAUGGUAGACUUUGUGCGCCCAGACUUCCUUGGCACCCGGCAAGAGUUCAGCAACAUGUUUGAACGCCCUAUCCUGAAUGGGCAGUGUAUUGACAGCACACCUCAGGAUGUCCGCCUCAUGCGGUACCGGAGCCAUGUCCUGCACAGUCUCCUGGAGGGCUUUGUGCAGAGGAGAGGCCACACUGUGCUCAAGUUUCAUCUCCCUGCAAAGGAAGAAAAUGUGAUUCUUGUGCGACUCUCCAAGAUCCAGCGAGAUUUGUAUACACAGUUCAUGGAUCGCUUUCGGGACUGUGGUAGCAGCGGCUGGCUUGGGUUGAACCCCCUUAAGGCUUUCUGCGUGUGCUGCAAGAUCUGGAAUCACCCUGACGUGCUGUAUGAAGCCCUUCAGAAGGAGAGCCUGGCCAAUGAGCAGGACCUAGACGUGGAGGAGCUUGGCUCAGCAGGGACCAGUGCCCGCUGCCCGCCUCAGGGAGCAAAAGGGAAGGGGGAGGAUAACACCUUGGCUUCUCCAAUGGGAGAGGCAACCAACAGCAAGUUUCUACAGGGGGUUGGCUUCAACCCUUUUCAGGAGCGAGGCAACAACAUCAUCACAUAUGAAUGGGCCAAGGACCUUCUGACUAAUUACCAGACUGGAGUCUUAGAGAACUCUCCUAAGAUGGUACUGCUUUUCCACCUGAUUGAGGAAAGUGUGAAGCUUGGGGACAAGAUCCUUGUGUUUAGCCAAAGCCUUUCUACCUUGGCUCUCAUUGAGGAAUUCCUGGAAAAACGAGAAGUGCCCUGUCUGCCUGGUGCUGAGGCGCAAGGAGCACAGAAAUGGGUUCGAAAUGUCAGCUACUUCCGGCUAGAUGGUAGCACCCCUGCCUUUGAGAGGGAGCGGCUUAUUAAUCAGUUUAAUGAUCCCAGCAACCUCACCACCUGGCUGUUUCUUCUCUCCACAAGGGCCGGAUGCUUGGGUGUGAAUUUGAUUGGUGCCAAUCGAGUAGUGGUGUUUGAUGCUUCCUGGAACCCUUGCCAUGAUGCCCAGGCAGUAUGUCGGGUAUAUCGUUAUGGCCAGAAAAAACCCUGUCACAUCUAUCGCCUUGUGGCUGAUUACACCCUCGAAAAGAAGAUCUAUGACCGUCAGAUUUCCAAGCAGGGCAUGUCAGAUCGGGUGGUGGAUGAUCUAAAUCCAAUGUUAAACUUCACCCGGAAGGAGGUGGAAAACCUACUGCACUUUGUUGAGAAAGAGCCAGCUCCCCAAGUAUCUUUGAACAUAAAGGGGAUCCAGGAAUCUGUCCUGCAACUUGCCUGUCUGAAGUACCCUCACCUUAUCACCAAGGAGCCUUUUGAGCAUGAAUCAUUGCUCCUCAACCGAAAGGAUCAUAAGCUGACCAAGGCUGAGAAAAAAGCAGCAAAGAAAAGCUAUGAGGAAGACAAACGCACAUCAGUCCCCUAUACCCGCCCAUCAUAUGCUCAGUAUUACCCUGCCAGUGACCAGAGCCUGACCAGCAUCCCUGCCUUCAGUCAGAGAAACUGGCAGCCAGCUCUGAAGGGUGAUGAAAAGCCUGUAGCCAGUGUUCGUCCUGUACAGUCCACCCCCAUCCCCAUGAUGCCCCGGCAUGUCCCAUUGGGAGGCAGCGUAAGCUCUGCCUCCAGCACAAAUCCCUCCAUGAACUUCCCAAUCAACUACUUGCAGCGAGCUGGAGUCCUUGUGCAGAAGGUGGUCACCACAACAGAUAUUGUUAUCCCUGGACUCAACAGCUCCACAGAUGUACAGGCAAGAAUUAAUGCUGGUGAGAGCAUCCACAUCAUCCGGGGGACAAAAGGGACAUACAUUCGCACCAGUGAUGGUCGGAUCUUUGCAGUCCGAGCAACUGGCAAACCAAAGGCCCCUGAAGAUGGUCGGAUGGCUGCCUCAGGUUCCCAGGGGUCUUCUCGUGAAUCCACAAGCAACGGCAGACACAGUGCCUCAUCACCCAAAGCCCCUGACCCUGAGGGGCUGGCCAGGCCCGUCUCUCCUGACAGCCCAGAGAUCAUCAGUGAGCUCCAGCAGUAUGCAGAUGUGGCUGCUGCCCGGGAAUCCCGUCAGAGCUCUCCAAGCACCAAUGCCGCCCUGCCUGGCCCGCCGGCCCAACUUGUAGACAGCAGUGCUAUUCCUGGGACAGCUCUCGGGACUGAGCCUCGACUUGGGGGUCAUUGCCUCAAUAGUUCCCUCUUGGUGACUGGCCCGCCCUGUGGUGAUAGGCACCCAGUGCUGGACUUAAGGGGCCACAAGCGAAGGUUGGCCACACCACCUGCUGCCCAGGAGUCAACCCGCCGGCGGUCCAGGAAAGGCCAUCUGCCAGUCCCUGUGCAGUCGUAUGAACAUGGGUAUCCGGUCUCUGGCGGGUUUGCCAUGCCACCUAUCUCCUUAAACCAUAACCUCACCCCUCCCUUCACCUCCCAGGCUGGGGAGAACUCCCUAUUUAUGGGCAGUACCCCCUCCUACUACCAGCUGUCCAAUUUGCUGGCAGAUGCCCGCCUGGUGUUUCCAGUGACUACUGACCCUCUGGUGCCAGCAGGCCCUGUCAGUUCCUCAUCCACGGCUACCUCAGUCACUGCCAGCAACCCCUCCUUCAUGUUCAACCCCUCUAUGCCAGGGAUACUACCCAACUAUUCACUCCCGUUCUCACAGCCACUCCUGUCCGAGCCGAGGAUGUUUGCGCCUUUUCCUUCCCCUGUGUUGUCCAGCAACCUUUCACGGGGCAUGUCUAUCUACCCAGGCUACAUGUCCCCACAUGCAGGCUACCCAGCUGGUGGCCUUCUCCGGUCCCAGGUGCCUCCGUUUGAUUCUCAUGAGGUUGCCGAGGUGGGGUUCAGCUCCAAUGAUGAUGAAGAUAAGGACGAUGAUGUGAUAGAGGUCACUGGGAAAUAGCUGGGGAGCCCCUUUCUCCACCUCACUUGUGGGGGAACCCAGCAGGUUGCCCACCAAGCUGGAAGGCAGUGAAUUGGGCUUUCUGAGAAUAGGGCACUUGGCAGGAAGGAAAAGGAAGAAUACAAAGAAGAGUGGUUGGCUAUGGUGGCAGGGGCUCUGUUGUUACUGAACAAAGGAGGAAAAAAAAUUCAACAGAGCAGCAAUAGUGGGAAAUCGGGGACUCAAAACAGGGAUGGAGGGGCAGGGCAGUCUGUUUGUCUUCCUUCCUGCCUUGCUUAUGCUGUCUACUUGCUUGCUCGCCCAUCUGAGUGUAGAAGUUCACAUCCCAUUUUGUCUUUGGGAACAUUCUCUCCCAAGAGAGCUGCCUUACUGGGUGACUUAGGCUGGCCUGGGGAGGUGGAGAGAGAGGGUGACUGAGAGAAGGAAGGUGGGCUGGGGGAGCAGACUGAGAUCCCAUGUGAAAUGGGAUCUUUUUAGGGGGUGGGAAGGAAACAUACCAGGUAUGUGUGUUUGUGAGUGUGUGUGUAUGUUUAUGUAUGUAUGUAAUGGACCAGGGGCGAAGGUGGGAGGGGAGGGAAGGAGGGAGGAACUAAGGGGGAAAUUGAAAAAUGAAUUUACCUUUUUAAAAUGGAGAUCAAAGUGUAGUGAUUCCAUGGCCACCAUCAGUGUGAACAUCAAGUUGAGCCCAGUUGGGUAAAGAGAAGGCCCAGCUAACUCAAGUCCCUGGUUUUCAGAGUCACAAUUGUUUUUACAAUUAGGAGAAAAUCAUGAGAGAAAAUGGGCGUUACCAAUCUGUCUCUUACUCCAGUGGCUGUCUCUAAACAGAUCUCCCUUUCCAAGGUGAGAGUUGUCUGUGUGCAGAGGCUGGGAGGGAGGAGCAUUUCAGUGUGAGUGAGAGGUCAUGGAAUUGUGGCUGGAAAGUACAUUUCACCAGGGUGGAACUGAGCCCCCAAUUGUCCAUCUUGGUGGUCUUACCUGUUCCUUUCCUUCCCCAUUGGAAAGCUCUGCGUUAAUUUAUUAAGGGCAAUUAUUUAUUAUUUGAACUUUUCAUGUGUCUUUUUUUUUGGUGGGGGAGGGGGGAGUUAGAGGUAAGGAGGGUAGGACAUAGAAAGGGAUAUUUUAAGAUAUCCCAGUCCCUACAGCUACUGGUUUAAAAAAAAAAAAAAAAGAAAUCCUGGGUAGAUGGUAAAUUGACCAGGGAGAGAGAGUUAGGCUUGAUUGAGGUUUAAAUAACUAUGUUUUUGAGAGGUGGCCUCUCAGGAGGGUAGUUAGUGGUGAGUGAGAUUCAUUCCACAGAGACUGAAACUUGAGAUCACAAGUUUGCUAUUGGGAAGUAAAGGGCCCCAAAUUUAGAGCUUUGUCCUCCUGAGAUGACCUUAGAGGCCACCUCUCUAUGCUGAUUAGUUAAGCUAUGGAUAGGCAGCUUCUGGGUUGAGGGAAUGGACUAUUGAUUUUUUGUUAGGAAAUGUCUUGGCUUCCCCAGCCUAUCAGGUGAUCAAUGUGGGCCUGGUGUCUGCUGCUUCCAUCUUUUUCAAAGGAACACGGAAGAGCUAUUGCUCUGUAGGAGCCUUAAGUCUGACUUUUGUCUUAAAAUCACACAUCAGUCAUUAUGGGUCUCCCCUUUCUUGUUUCCAAUGCCAGAAGAGGGGCUUCUAGUCCUUAACCAUAAGCACUGGCUGUCUUCCUAUUGGCAUGUCCUCCUCCCUCCCCCCAGGACUUUGCCAGGCAGUGUCCUUUAUGAUGAACAAACCUUGUCUGGCUUUAGAGCUUUACCACCUAUCCAUGGCUUCCUCCUGGCUAGGCAUCUGCUGAACCUGCCUCUUCCCAUCCCAGGAAGCAGCUUAAUCAGGUCAUCCAAGUAGUAGCUCCUACAGCUCUUCUGACUAGCUCAUUUCCAUUGUUAGAGGGCCUUUGUAGACUUUGGGGUAUUGGCCCCAGAGAAGAGAUAAGCAAUUGUUGGAUGGAGGUGGUGUGUGUGCAUGUGUGUUUGUGUGCUGUCCAGUAACACCAAAAGUGGAAUUUAGGGAGCUUGCUUUCUCUGUUUUCAUAAGCACUGUACUUAACUCUUCUACUCAUGGAAGCCUUAGAUCUACAAUUUAGCUAUGCAAAUUAUUAUAGUAAUUUAAAAAUAGCAUUUCCAACCAGUACUUUCUCUUUCAGAUGCAUCCCAAGAAUGGAUGGUGAAGGGACUCAGUUGGAGUGGACUCUCAGGUUGAGGCUGGUGCAGUAGGAGUGAGUUAGUCUGAAUCUCCAUUUUGCAGAACACACUCAGAACCUUGGUUAUACUUGAUGCCUCUCAGUUCCUAGAGCUAGGAUUCCAAAGGCAUGCAUGUGUGUUUUAGAGGAAAGAGAGGUAUUUCUGUGUUCACUUCUUGGAAAUUACUGUAGCAGAAACCAUCCCAGCAGGAAACUGGAACCGAUGACUGGAGGAAUGGGCUUUUGAAGUAAAUCAGUAUUGUGAGAGGCAGCACAUGCCUAUUCUCCACCCUCACUGAUUCCAGAGCUGGAUUUUGAUUCAACUCAACAAAGGCCAUAAUUCUGGGAGGCUGACCUGAGUAGAGAAGGCUUUCUCUAAUAUGUGCAGCUUCUAUUGUGUAAGGGGGGGGUGGGGUGGAAUCGUGGGAAAUUGGAAUGCUAUACUACUUCUGUGGUUCUUGCCUUUAAAAAAAAAAAAGCGAACCCGAAAACACUUUGUGACCCUUCUGCUGUCUCUUUGUGUGCUGAUAGGCAAAUAUGCAUACACACCAAGCAUGAGCAUGUAUGUGAGAGAAACAGGAAAUGUCUCAGAGCCUAGGAGCCAGGUUUUAUAGUUUCUUUGAUCAGAAAUGGUUGGUGGUGGCUUCUACUCACCAUCCAGGCAUGAGCUGGGAGGGCUGACGCUAAGAGCAUAGGCAGAUCAGGUCUAGGUAUUUCUCUCACAGUUGUCUUCCAUGGAAUGUUUUCCGGGCUUCUUGAGCCCCAUCUAUCUUGUUAGCAUAUGUUCUUAGCCUGCAAAACAACAGUACUAUUUAAUGAUUCAGGAUUACCAUUUAUAGUGAUGCUUUCCUUUUCUUAAUAUCUUUAUAGAUAAAAACUGAACAGGGACAAAAGUAGCUAUUUAAGAAAGGAAGUUAGUAAACCAUGUUGGAUCAGAUCAAUUUCUUCAGAUUGGGUAUCUGCGAAGUCCUUACCUCUUUGCGAUGUGCUUCUUAAGCAUGUAUCUCGUCAUCUCUUGAUUUAAGGAUAAUUCUAUCUAGUCCUUACAAUUCUUUUUCCUAGAAAUUAAUGUGUGGAGUCUCUAUAUACUUGUAAUUCACACCUAAAUAAGACAUUUCCCACUUAAGGAGCAUGAAGCAAAGAGCUGGGGUAAAAUUUGCUGACUGGUUGAAAAACCAAACUAUAAUAGUCUAGGUGGGAUUGUCAUUCCGGAGGCUGUCAGCAGAGAAAGGCCCUCUGCAUCAAUCUGUUCAAGCCUGGCAUUGCUAUAGAAUUGCAUCCUCAUCCCAUGGGGAAGGUCUUUUGGGGUUUUAUAUUCCUUGUUACUAGUGUUCCUAGAUACCUCUUUUCACUUCCCUUACUUUUGAUUUAUCAGAAAACCAGUCUUUCUGUUCUGAGCCAUUGCCUCUGUACACCCAGGUAAAAGCUAAGUGUGUCUUCCCUUACCAGAACUCCUGAGAGAAGUCAUCCUUCUCUCAAAGGACGCUUAAGAGGCUUUCUGUCCCACUGCUGACUUCCUAGGAAAUGAGCACCUCAAAGCCUGAGAAUGCUGCACUCUCCACUGAUCACCUUCAAACUCCAUUCCCUUCUACUGACUCUUCUUUUCUGCCUUGCAUAUUGUACUGUGACCCUUCAGUGUCUGUUGUGUUUUACUGGCUUGGCCCUAGGCCUUUCAUGAAUACCCAAGUUUUAUAAUGAUGAAUUUCCUGAGCAGGCAAUGUCCAGCUUCUUUGUUCUUCAGGGACCUGAGUCUGCAUCCUUCCCCUCUCACGGAUCUGGAUAUUAUAAUCUAGGGCAUUAGAGAGGGUUAGCCAGGUAAGCUGCAAAGUCUGUACUGCAGAGGGCUGGGGGUGGUUUGGGUACUCUCUGCUACCACUUCUGGAUGAUAUUCAGAAGAGUGGGGACCUCUUACUGUGACCUGACCUGGGACCCUCCCUGGAAAAAGAGCUCUGCCCAACUAUAAGUGUGUGUGUGAGAGAGAGUGUGUGCGUAUGUGUGUGUGUGUGCGCGCGCGCGCUCUUGUGCACCAGUGUGUAAAAUGACUGUUAUCUGGUUGUGUUACUCAGGGUGGGCUGGGGACUUGCCGGAAGAAUCCCCCCCACAGCCUACCCAAGACAGGUUUUUUCCUGUACCCUCUUCAGAGAAGUCAGGGGAAGAGGGUCCAGGUGGGUGAGGGGUUCACAAUGGAUAACCACUAAGGCCACACUGCUUCCAGGAGUAGAGUGAGAUAAGGUGGGCACCUGGCUUUGGUUUUCCAUCUUUCCUCAGGAUGCCCUGAGGCCUGGGACCUGCACCUGGCUUUGAGGACCAUCUGUAGCUGGGUGAUCCUGCUGCUGGUGUGAACAUGGGCUUCCCUCCUCUCAGCAGGGCAGGCCAUUCCUGCUCCAGAGACUGGGCAACUGGCUGUUUCUAUGACGUAUUUAUUUUUACUUGUGUUUCAUGUCACUUUUUUAAAAAGCAAACAGAACAAUUGUAAGUCAGUAUAACUGCCUAUCAGUUUUCUUUAUUUCUUUUUGUAAAAUAAAAUUUAAACUCAA
Molecule: messenger RNA, 9525 nt
Organism: Nycticebus coucang (slow loris)
Lineage: Eukaryota; Metazoa; Chordata; Mammalia; Primates; Lorisidae
Gene: RAD54L2
Product: RAD54 like 2
Exons: 23
Coding region: 389-4792 (1467 amino acids)
Cellular component (GO): nucleus
Molecular function (GO): ATP-dependent chromatin remodeler activity; ATP binding; ATP hydrolysis activity
Source: RefSeq, a predicted model, not a curated record